Drosophila elegans is the source of this 811-nucleotide messenger RNA. RefSeq lists its product as uncharacterized. The record is from RefSeq and is a predicted model, not a curated record. The transcript has a single exon. Bases 1 to 753 code for a protein of 250 amino acids. Lineage: Eukaryota; Metazoa; Arthropoda; Insecta; Diptera; Drosophilidae.
AUGGGCACACACAGUCUGCAAGACCAUCGUCCAGAAAUGAUCAACGCGAUUCUAGUGCUCUGUCUGCUGGGCAGUUGGCCCUCGGCGAUGGUUGCCCAAAAUGUGGACAAGGAGGUGGUGGUGGCCAAGGAUCCCGCCACCCGUUUGGCCGGCAUUUACGUCAAGGAUGGCAACGAGAAUGGCCAGCUGCGGUUCCUGGCCUCCGGCCUGACCAGUGGCAGCACCAGCAGCACCUCCAACACGGGUCUCAAUUCGGCCCUCAACCAGUACAUAACCAAUAAGCAGGACAUGCUGGAGCAACUGCGUCCCACGACGGCCAUUGGAACGGGGACAUCGUUGACAAGUGGAACUGGAACGGUCACGGGCUCAACGACGGGAACAACUGGUUCGGGUCUGGUUACAACCACCGCCAAUGGGGCCAUCUAUGUGAAUCUGGGCAACUCGGGCACCUCAUCGUCGUCAUCCUCGUCCUCAUCUUCAUCCGCCACGAACGCGGCCAUCAACCAGGUGAUCUAUGGCUCAUCACCGAUCGCCAGUGUUUUGCCGCAGAUCGUUGGCCAGGCGGUUAACAGUCGAGUGCGUCCCGGUCAGAAUAAUAACAACAAUAUCAAUAGGAGGCGUGUGCCCGCCCGUAGGCGUCGGGUCAACAAGAGGCGUGGCAGCAUCAACAACAAUCAGCGACGUCGGCGGCGUGGCAACAAUCGGGGCAAGAAUAAGGCCCAAGUGAUGGUUGUUCGCCCAAAUCGCGGUUAAACAUAACAGAAAAAAAAAAAAAACAAAAACAUUCCCUAGUUAAGCAACCAUAACACUC